AUGACGACGCCGCUCCUCGUGUAUCCAGAGCGUAAUAAGCAGAAAAUAAUCGACCAGAAAGACAAAAAUUCUCCAAUUUACCAUCAACCGUGAGUCGAUUUGAACCCGACCAUCAAAAAAUCUAUUUUCCAGACGCCUUCGUCGCUCUCAAACCCGGCUGAAUUCCGACACGAAGUUCUUCUUCCAUGACUUCUACAUUGACAAGAUCGAAGAGUAUUGCCCUCCGUCAGAUACAAAUGUAAGUCCUUUCAAGCGAUUUUACUAUUUUCAAAAGUUUCAGGUCAAGAAGUAUAAACACAUCACAUCACCAAAAAAGAUCGUGACAACUCCGAAGGCGAGAGCCGUGACUUCCCUGCCGUUCCGUCGAGAUCAGCAGACGAAAACUCCGAAAAGGGUACCGAUCAAGCGUCGGAACAAGUCCGACACGGGAAUCGCUCCGAAAAGGAAAAGAAGGUUACUUUUUUUGAAGAAGAAAAAUGCUUUGAGAGAAACUUUUUAUUGAGUGAUGAAGAUCGAUUUUUGGCCUCCAAUUGAACUUUUGAGGAAAAUUUUCUGAAUUGUAGUUUAGGACUUCCUGAUUCCAAAACAAGAAAAUUUUUCUCGCAAUAGAUCUGGUUUUCGAUUUAUAGAAACGUUUCCUAAAAAACCAUUUUCUCAUAAUUUUCUAGAAGACUUCCCAACCCUUUAAAAAACCCUUUUUCUCUAGACUUUCGGAAAUUGAUUCAUCGAUUUCCAGGGCUCUCAGCACCGAACGUUCGUCGGAACGCAAAACAGGGAAAGAAGUUCGCGAAGAAGAAGAAAAAGAAGAAAAAGACGAUUUUUCUGUGGACGAUGCGGCCAAAGACAACGACUCUGAUGUGAUUUCUUUGGGUUAGCAUAAUUUAACUCGAAUUUAUUUUUAUUUUUCAUAAUAAAUGAACUAAAUUGACGACAUGAAUUUUAGAAAGGAAAAUAUUCAGAUUUCAGAAAGAAACUGGUUUUUAUUCCAUAUUUCCUCUGUUUCUUUCUGUUUGAAUGUAUGGAAAAUAUCAAAAAAAUUAGUUUUUUUCUGAAGUGUUGGCUGGAUGAGAGGAACUUGAAAAGAUCAGACGAUAAAAAAAUCAGAAUAUUUUUUUGUUGAAUUUUUCCAUGAAGCUUAUUGAGAUUGAAAAUUUUUCAGACGUCUUUGAGAUGAACCUCGAUGACCCGAUCAUUCUCAGCGACUCCGACGAAGGUUUUUUUCUUAUUUUUAAAGUUCAAUAAUUUGUUAAAAUAUGCUUGAUUUCUCUAAAAACGAAUCAAAUCUCCCAAUCGACUUAAAAUUACAUCAGCUUCUAAAUGUUAUAAAAUCAUAUUUUACUUUUUUAACACUUUUGGUAUGAUAAAUAAGGCUAAGGAAGCUCAGUUUGAGGAUUUUUCUUCGGAAAAACUCUAAAUUACCGUUUAGAUAUCUUUUCGUUUGCGAAAUAGCAGCGACUUUAAAAAAAACCACCAUAAAUAUUUAAUUUUUUUUUAAAAUUUGACUUAGCGAUUCAUAGGAUAAUUUUAGAAGACGUCUUUGAGGCCAGACUCGAAGAAGUUUUUGAACAUGGGCGACCGCGAAAAAAAGGUGUCGAUAAUUAG
Messenger RNA from Caenorhabditis auriculariae, 1602 nucleotides. The record is from the annotation of a GenBank genome assembly. NCBI's taxonomy places the organism in Eukaryota, Metazoa, Nematoda, Chromadorea, Rhabditida, Rhabditidae.